This is a messenger RNA of Cinclus cinclus, 8920 nucleotides long. RefSeq names its product chromodomain helicase DNA binding protein 2 (gene CHD2). NCBI's taxonomy places the organism in Eukaryota, Metazoa, Chordata, Aves, Passeriformes, Cinclidae. Gene Ontology annotation, cellular component: chromatin; nucleus. Gene Ontology annotation, biological process: regulation of transcription by RNA polymerase II; nucleosome organization. The record is from RefSeq and is a predicted model, not a curated record. Gene Ontology annotation, molecular function: histone binding; ATP hydrolysis activity; DNA binding. The coding region runs from base 686 to 6175 and encodes 1829 amino acids. The transcript is spliced from 39 exons.
AGGUGGAGGCUCUCUCUUUUUUUGGUAGAAAUGAAGGGGUGGGUCUAUGGUACAUCACCUGAGUUGUGGGGUAAAUGUAGAGAGUGUCAAUCAAAGGCAGAGCUCAGAGCUGGGAAGGAGCUCUAGAUGGCGGCUGUGCCUUAGAGAGAGCGCGCUCAGCUCCGUGCCUUCCCCAACACUUUACGCAACUUUCCCUAACUUUCAGGCAGCCUCAGGGGGCCCCCACAGCCCCUUGCCUCUCCUAGGCAUUAAUCGGGGGCCGAGCGGACCUUUUUCGGGCAGAAAAGCAGCUUUUGAGGGCUCCCUUUUCGUGCCUUGCUGGAAAGAAGAAGCCGUGGAGAGAGCCCAGGUCGUUGUUUUUCCAGCUUAGAAGCCAUGGCGUACCUCCAUUUUUGUGCGCUCUCCUAAUGAGCUUUUUCCCCCGGACAUUUUUGUACCAAUUACCGCUUCUUUUGCUUUAUCGGCAGCAUAUUUUUGGGAUUAGUAUAUAUAUAUUUUUUUCGUUUUCUGAAAUUUGUAUUUUAUCGGUACAAUUCUAAAUAUUUUGGAUCUAAUGUUUUUCCACUAUCCGAAACUAAUAUCGACUUGGUCCUGGCGGCGGUGCAUGGAUCAGUAAAUACCUGGGCACAGGACUUCAAAGCAAACAGACACCCCUGACCCCCUUUUAAUAUUUAAGAAUAAAAAGAUGAUGAGAAAUAAGGACAAAAGCCAAGGAGAGGAGGGUUCAGUCCACAGCAAUGCAUCGAGUCACUCAGCAUCUGAAGAAGCCUCUGGCUCUGACUCUGCAAGCCAGUCUGAAAGUGAGCAGGGAAGCGAGUCAAACAGCAGCUCCGAGUCCUCUGAGAGUCAGUCUGAAUCUGAAAGUGAAUCAACGGGUUCCAAAUCCCAGCAGACCCCUCCUGAAACCAAAGAAAAACCAGCCUCUAAGAAGGAAAGGAUAGCAGAUGUUAAAAAGAUGUGGGAAGAAUAUCCUGAUGUUUAUGGGGUUAGGAGGUCAAACCGAAGCAGACAAGAACCGUCACGAUUUAAUAUAAAAGAUGAGGCAAGUAGUGAAUCUGAAAAUGAGAGCCCAAAAAGAAGACGCCAGAAGCAGUUGAAAAGAAAAAUUAAAUGGAAAAGAGAGGUCUCUGCUGGAGAAGAGGAUGAAGAUGGAGGGGAGCAAGGCACCAGUGGAGAGAGUGAGCCUGAACCGAAGAAAAUUAAAGCAAGAAGACCUGUCCAAAGGAGAACAGUGGCCAAAACUGGUGUUAAAAAGCCCCACAAAAUCCAGCGUGGGAAGAGGAAGAAACCAGACUCAUCUGAAGAUGAUGAUGAUGAUGAAGACGACGAGACACCCAAGAGACAAACUCGGCGAAGAGCAGCCAAAAAUGUCAGCUACAAAGAGGAUGAUGAUUUUGAGACGGAUUCUGAUGACCUGAUAGAGAUGACUGGGGAAGGAGCUGAUGAACAGCAAGACAACAGUGAAACUAUUGAGAAAGUCUUGGACAUCAGGCUUGGAAAAAAGGGAGCCAUUGGAGCUUCCACCACAGUGUACGUGACCGAGGCCAACGGCAACCCCAGCGCCAACUUCGACCCCGAGAAGGAUGAGGGAGAAGUUCAGUACCUGAUCAAAUGGAAAGGCUGGUCAUACAUCCACAGCACGUGGGAGAGCGAGGAGUCCUUGCAGCAGCAGAAAGUGAAGGGCCUGAAAAAGCUAGAAAACUUCAAGAAAAAAGAGGAGGAGAUCAAGCAAUGGUUGGGCAAGGUAUCACCUGAAGAUGUAGAAUAUUUCAACUGCCAACAAGAGCUGGCUUCAGAGCUGAACAAACAGUAUCAAAUAGUGGAGAGAGUAAUUGCUGUGAAGACCAGCAAGUCUACCACGGGGCAUUCAGAUUUCCCAGCAAACAGUCGCAAAACAUCCUCGAAUGACCCCGAAUACCUGUGUAAGUGGAUGGGGCUGCCCUAUGCUGAAUGCAGCUGGGAAGAUGAGGCUCUGAUCAGCAAGAAAUUUCAGCACUGCAUCGACAGCUUCAACAGCCGUAACAACUCCAAGACGAUUCCUACCCGGGACUGCAAGGUGUUGAAGCAGAGGCCGAGGUUUGUUGCCUUGAAGAAGCAGCCCUCGUACAUCGGUGGGGAGAACCUGGAGCUGCGGGAUUACCAGCUGGAGGGCCUCAACUGGCUCGCUCACUCCUGGUGCAAGAACAACAGUGUGAUCCUGGCUGAUGAAAUGGGGCUGGGCAAGACGAUUCAGACAAUAUCAUUCCUGUCCUACCUGUUCCAUCAGCAUCAGCUCUAUGGCCCUUUCCUGGUGGUCGUGCCCCUGUCCACCCUCACCUCCUGGCAGAGGGAGUUUGAAGUGUGGGCCCCCGAGAUAAACGUCGUGGUUUACAUUGGAGACCUCAUGAGCAGGAACAUGAUACGUGAAUAUGAGUGGAUCCAUUCUCAGUCUAAAAGAUUGAAAUUCAAUGCACUUAUCACAACGUAUGAGAUCCUCCUGAAGGAUAAGGCUGUUUUGGGAAGCAUUAACUGGGCCUUUCUAGGCGUGGAUGAAGCCCAUCGGUUGAAGAAUGAUGACUCCUUGCUGUACAAAACCUUGAUUGAUUUCAAGUCCAACCACAGGCUGCUGAUCACUGGCACCCCGCUUCAAAACUCACUCAAGGAGCUCUGGUCCCUGCUGCACUUCAUCAUGCCAGAGAAGUUUGAGUUUUGGGAGGAUUUUGAGGAGGAUCACGGGAAAGGUAGAGAGAAUGGCUACCAGAGCCUUCACAAAGUCCUGGAGCCGUUUCUCCUGCGCAGAGUGAAGAAGGAUGUGGAGAAAUCUUUGCCAGCCAAAGUGGAGCAGAUCCUCCGGGUGGAAAUGUCUGCUCUGCAGAAGCAGUAUUACAAGUGGAUUUUGACAAGAAACUACAAAGCUCUUUCAAAGGGAACAAGGGGAAGCACAUCUGGUUUCCUGAAUAUUGUGAUGGAAUUGAAAAAGUGCUGCAACCAUUGCUAUCUUAUCAAACCUCCCGAGGAAAAUGAGAGAGAGAAUGGCCUUGAGACCCUGCAGUCCUUGAUCAGGAGCAGUGGAAAGCUGAUUCUCUUGGACAAGCUGCUGACCAGGCUGCGGGAGAGAGGCAACAGAGUGCUGAUCUUCUCCCAGAUGGUGAGGAUGCUGGACAUCUUGGCAGAGUACCUGACUAUCAAACACUACCCUUUUCAGCGCUUGGACGGCUCGAUCAAGGGGGAGAUCCGAAAGCAGGCGCUGGAUCACUUCAACGCCGACGGCUCCGAGGACUUCUGUUUCUUGUUGUCAACACGAGCUGGAGGGUUGGGAAUUAAUUUGGCCUCUGCUGAUACUGUGGUUAUCUUUGACUCGGACUGGAAUCCCCAAAAUGAUCUUCAGGCUCAGGCCCGAGCUCAUCGGAUUGGACAAAAGAAGCAGGUGAAUAUUUACCGCCUGGUCACAAAGGGGACAGUGGAGGAGGAGAUCAUUGAGAGAGCCAAGAAGAAAAUGGUGCUGGAUCAUUUGGUCAUCCAGCGUAUGGACACCACUGGCCGGACUGUUCUGGACAACAACUCUGGGAGAUCCAACUCAAAUCCCUUCAACAAAGAGGAGCUGACAGCUAUUUUGAAGUUUGGAGCUGAAGAUCUUUUCAAGGAGCUUGAAGGGGAAGAGUCAGAGCCUCAGGAGAUGGACAUCGAUGAGAUUCUGCGUCUGGCUGAAACACGGGAGAACGAAGUGUCCACCAGUGCCACUGAUGAGCUGCUCUCACAGUUCAAGGUUGCCAACUUUGCAACCAUGGAAGAGGAAGAGACAGAGCUGGAUGAGCGGUCCCAGAAGGACUGGGAUGAUAUCAUUCCAGAAGAGCAGAGGAAAAAGGUGGAGGAGGAAGAAAGGCAGAAAGAAUUGGAGGAAAUCUACAUGCUGCCUCGAAUCCGAAGCUCAACUAAAAAGGCUCAGACAAAUGACAGUGAAUCUGAUGCAGAGACCAAGAGAAGGCUUCAGAGGUCAUCUGGGUCAGAAAGUGAGACUGACGAUACGGACGACGAGAAGAGACCCAAGCGCAGGGGACGCCCUCGGAGUGUUAGAAAAGACACUGUGGAGGGAUUUACUGAUGCUGAAAUCAGGAGGUUUAUCAAGGCUUACAAGAAGUUUGGAUUGCCUCUUGAACGGCUGGAGUGCAUUGCCCGGGAUGCUGAGCUGGUGGAUAAGUCUGUGGCUGACCUGAAGCGGUUAGGGGAGCUCAUCCACAACAGCUGUGUGUCAGCAAUGCAGGAAUAUGAGGAGCAACUGAAGGAAAAUCCAGCAGAAGGGAAAGGACCUGGGAAGAGGCGAGGUCCUACCAUCAAGAUUUCUGGUGUCCAAGUCAAUGUGAAAUCCAUCAUCCAGCAUGAAGAGGAGUUUGAAAUGCUGCACAAAUCCAUUCCCUCGGACCCAGAGGAAAGGAAGAAGUACCGCCUGACGUGCCGUGUCAAAGCUGCUCAUUUUGAUGUAGACUGGGGAGUGGAGGAGGAUUCUCGCUUGUUAGUGGGAAUUUACGAGCAUGGUUAUGGAAACUGGGAGCUAAUUAAAACAGAUCCGGAGUUGAAGUUAUCUGAUAAGAUCCUACCUGUUGAGACAGAUAAGAAACCUCAGGGAAAACAGCUUCAGACCCGAGUUGAUUAUCUACUGAAACUGCUGAAAAAAGAUCUGGACAAGAAAGAAAACAUGAAAGAUGGGGAAGAGGGCAAGCUGAAGAAGAGGAAACCACGAGUAAAGAAAGAGAACAAGGCUCCCAAAGUCAAAGAUGAGCAUGGGAAUGAACUCUCCUCUCCUCGGCACUCAGACAACCAGUCAGAAGAAGGUGAAGUCAAGGAGGAUGGCUUGGACAAGAGCCCAGUAAAAAAGAAACAAAAGAAGAAAGAGAACAAAGAGAACAAGGAAAAACAGACAUCCUCUAAGAAAGAAAAGGAAAGCGAUAAAGAGAAAAAGAAGACAAAAGACAAGAAAGAGAAGCCUAAAGGUGGUGAGGCCAAAUCUGGAAGUAAAGGGAAGAGAUCUCAAGGUCCUGUCCACAUUACUGCAGGGAGUGAGCCAAUCCCCAUUGGAGAAGAUGAGGAUGAUGAUCUGGACCAAGAAACAUUCAGCAUAUGCAAGGAAAGGAUGAGACCAGUCAAAAAAGCACUGAAGCAACUUGAUAAGCCUGACAAGGGAUUGACAGUUCAAGAACAGCUGGAGCACACACGCAACUGCCUCCUAAAAAUCGGUGAUCGCAUCUCUGAGUGCCUUAAAGCCUACACUGACCAGGAUCACAUCAAGCUAUGGAGAAGGAACCUAUGGAUAUUUGUGUCAAAAUUCACAGAAUUUGAUGCCAGAAAACUACACAAACUCUACAAGAUGGCUCAUAAAAAAAGAUCACAGGAAGAGGAGGAGCAGAAGAAGAAGGAGGACAUGUCCAGCAUGAAGAAGCCGUUCCGCCCAGAGCCUUCAGGCUCCAGCCGUGAUUCCGUGAUGUCCCAGUCGCACGUGCCUCACAAUCCUCAUUCCCAGAAGAUGCACAUGCCCCCUUCCCACACCCAGCAGCCAAUGCACGGGCACCCAAGGGACAACUACGGCCAUCCAAACAAGAGACAUUUCAGCAACACAGACCGAGGAGACUGGCAGAGGGAUCGAAAGUUCAACUACGGUGGCAACAGCAACCAGAUGUGGGGCGGGGAGCGGCACCACCAGUACGAGCAGCACUGGUACAAGGACCACCACUACGGGGACCGGCGGUCACGGGGAGAUCCCCACCGGAGCUCCGGGAACUACAGACCAAACAACCUGUCCCGCAAGAGGCCCUACGAGCAGUACAACAGCGACCGGGACCACCGAGGCCACCGGGACUACUACGACAGGCACCACCACGAUUCCAAACGUCGACGUUCCGAUGACUUCAGGCCUCAGAACUACCACCAGCAGGAUUUCCGGCGGAUGUCUGACCACAGGCCGCCCAUGGGGUACCAUGGCCAAGGACCUUCGGACCACUACCGGUCCUUCCACACAGACAAACUGGGAGAUUACAAGCAGCCCCUCCCUCCAUCUCACCCUGCAGUGUCGGACCCUCGCUCGCCCCCCUCUCAGAAAUCCCCCCACGAUUCCAAGUCACCUCUUGAUCACAGGUCACCUCUGGAUAGGUCAUUGGAACAGAAAAACAAUCCAGAUUAUAACUGGAACAUUCGGAAAGCAUAAAGUGACUGAGAGGGGGAAGUGCACGUCUGAAAUACUGGGCUUGAUGCGACGGUGGCUGCUUUCUCCAAGCCAGCAACAAGAAACUCUGAACAUGCUGCUAUCAUCUGGCUGGGUCAAGGAAGAUUUUGGGGGAGUGGGUGGAAGAAGAUUUUCCCUAGUUCUUGAUUCUGGUUUAGAUUCCCAUUUCCUUUCCCCUUUUUUACCAUUGAACUGUUCUGUCAUGGAACCAGCCUUGCUGCCUUGUUCUUUGUUUUGUUUUUGUUUUCCUCAGUCCAGUGGACCCAAGGGAAUUUUCCCCAGCCAGUGUUUCCUCAGAAGGAGAAGGCAGAUUGAUGCUGCUUAGGGUGGUGCAGAAGGCUGUGUGCCUGCUCUGACUUGAUGUUAUGUGACAGAUGCUGCUUUGGGGUUGGGGAUGGGAUUUGUGUGUCACCAGCAUGGGGCAAUGGGAGGAUGUAUUCAAGGAGGGACAGGGAAGUCCCUCAGCAGCCAGACUUGGUUGAAAGAGGCACUUGAUGUCCCUGCAGAAUUGACUCCAAAGGAGCUGGAGCCAUGCUGGUGACAAUCCAUCACUUUCCUGCCCACGUUAUCAUUUCCAUGUCUUUAUCCAUUUCAAGAAGCUGACUCUGCUUUGAUUGCUGUUGUGUCCCCUGCAACAGAAGAGGUGGGGGGAUCUUCCUCCCAUCUCCAGAGCUGGAAGGCAGAUCUUGACUCUGGAGGUAAGAGGGAGCUGGGUUAUGGUAAAAAGAGGCCAACUUCUUUAGCAAGGGCUUAGUUCACUUCUAGCCAGCAGGAAAGAAAUUGGGAUGAGAACAGUAUUUCCCUGUGGACAGGGCUCAGAAAUUCAUAACAAAACACUUUUCUGGCAUGGGUAGCUUGGGUGGUCCAGGAACUAAUAGAUGCUGGCUGGGAAGUGCAAGAUCAAAAAGGUGGCUCUGAGGAUCCUGGAACUCGUAAUCUUCCUGUCACUAAAGUCUCUGGUCUUUGGGCAAAUUACUUCUUUCUGUGCUUCACAAAGCAGUGAUCACAAACCUUUAACUGUAACUGAAGGAUAAGGGAUGGUAGAACAAAGUGAAAUAGGAGUCCAGUGGAGUGAUCACUGUUCAGGGAAUAGUCACCUUCUUGCCACCUUUCCAGCAGUCAGCAGUGACUAAAUUGCUAAAAGUACCUGCAUUUAUAGACCUUUUGUUUGUCUAAAUUGGAAAUGAAUCUUAGGACUUAGCACCUCAGUGAGCAGGGAGAGAAUGAGGAAUUCAGGACAGAGCUGUAAAGAUCCUUGGAGCAAAUGUCUUAGAGCCCAGCAUGGCAGAGGGAAAAGCUGUGAAGCCCAGCUCAGUGGACUUCAGGGCAAACCCUCCAAGUAUUCCAACCACAUUUAACCAUUUAAUGUAAGCCAGCAUCUGACCUGGACACUGGUGUGGUGAGAGGGGUUGGUUGUGCACAUACUGCUGGUCAGAAAGCACUUUGGGUGAUUAUUUUCCAGGCUGGAGUUCCCUAGAGACCACAAAGCUCUCCCAAGAGCCAGGCUUCCCCCAGCAUGGUGGCUGGGGCUGCAUCACCACCCAGAGCUCAGUAUUAAAGACCAGGCUGUUCCAGACUCCUGUUUGGUGGGGCACAGAAGCUGGGCCUCCUAUUAAGAUGCCAGUAUUUGACCCUAAUAAGCUGUGAUAUCCCUUCCCCAAAAGACUGAGGGCAGAUGGUGUUCAGGGCUGGCUUCCUGACUCCAGCCAGUGCCUUGGAAGGUGCAUGCAAACUGACACUAAAACUCCUCCAUGCAGUGUAUCCCUGGAAAUCUACUGCCAUCACUCUUCCAGAUCCCACUGCUCUAACGGGACACAUGGGAAGUGUUUUGUUCCCCUUUUGUUUUUUUGUUGCAAGAUUUCCACCAAAUUCAGGGCAGUUUUGUUUCCUUAGGGGCACUCGCUGCCCUGAUCAAGUGUUACACUUGUGUUUACCUGUGCAGGGUGAGGUGAAGGCAAGUCUUCCACAGUCCCCCUGGGAGGGGUGGGAGGUGUGGAGAGAGCACCUUUCUGUGGUGUUUCCCACUAAGCUGUGACUGCAGGCUCUGGUAUUCAACAAAGAGGUCCUUUCUUUUCAGAGGUAUUAGCUUUUAAUGUGCAAAUGGAAGCAACCUCAGAGGGGCAAAGAGAAUUUCUCUUUUUGCCACAGAAGUUUGUGCCAUACUUGUGUAGCAAAGGCAAUACUGGCCAACCAGUUCGAGGGUUGGUGCAGGAAAACUUUGGGUCCCAGCAAGAGGCAUUUUCUGUGUCAAGGUGUGGGGGGUUCUGCUUAUCCCAGGUUCCAGGCAUGAGGUUGGUUGGGAUUUCUUUCUUGUGGAACAGCAAAAGCUUUACCCAUAUCCAGUGGAGAGCUGUCCCCACUGGCACUUUAGCCUGAUGGUGAAGUCACAUCAUGACCACUCAUGGUGUGUGGGUCUUGGCUAGGUUUGGCUUUAAUGAAGCUGGAGAAGGAGAUUUGGGAGAAAGUCUUCCCUGAGCACACACAGACACACACAUUUUAUGUCCCCUCAGCAUAGGGACCAUAACCAAACACAAUCAUGGGGACGAGUGGGAUCAGAGGGGACACAUCCACAGCCAUUAACUUCCCUGUGGUGUUUGUGUCAGUAUCUGGUAAUCUGGUACAGCUCUUCCUUCUGAACCAGCGGUGGGAUUCCCUCCAGCCUCUUUGAAGGAAAAAGCAGUAACUUGCUGGGGUUCAAUUAAAAAAAAAAAAAAAAAAAAAGAGUUU